CGAAACACUUCCCACCCAAAUGUACAGCUUAUGACGGCAGAUGCUGCUGCGGAAACAACCUGGAAAGUUGAAGAGCCCAUAAUUAUGGCUUCUUCGUAGAAGAUCAAGAGCGAAACAGCGAAAAGAGACACACGGGGAACGCAGAGGGCAAAAAGGAAACAGCGGGGGGAAUUUAAGAAGCCGAAAGAGAGACUUUGAAGGGAUGAAAACGAGCAAAAUGGUGCCUUCUGCCAGCCAAGCCUACAGGAGGCGAUGGUGGAUGGCUGCAACCGCCGUCGUGGAGAAUCUGCUCUUCUCUGCGGUCCUGCUGGGCUGGGCAUCUCUGCUCAUUAUGCUGAAGAGUGAGGGAUUUUAUUCGCACCUAUGUUCAGGGGAGCAGGUUCAUGCUAAUGGCAGCAGCAACUAUGAACACAAGGCUGAUGAGUGGCUCAGCUGUGUGGAGCAGGAGGAGAUGCUCAACCUGGGCUUCACCAUCGGCUCCUUCCUGCUGAGCGCUGCCACCCUCCCCCUCGGAAUCCUGAUGGACAAGUAUGGGCCCCGCCCCCUGCGUCUGGUGGGCAGCACAUGUUUCGCCGUCUCCUGUGCCAUCGUUGCCAUUACUGCGUACAAUCCCACGGCCCUGUCCCCGCUCAUCUUCCUCGCCCUGUCUUUAAAUGGCUUCGGAGGAAUCUGUUUGACCUUCACUUCCCUCACGUUACCAAACAUGUUUGGAAGUCUCAGCUCCACCAUCAUGUCCUUCAUGAUCGGCUCCUACGCCUCCUCCGCUGUCACGUUCCUGGGAGUCAAGCUGAUUUAUGAUGCCGGUGUGUCUUUCCGGGUGAUCAUGUGGGUGUGGUCAGGACUGGCGUGUCUCGUCUUCCUGAACUGCUUCCUCAACUGGCCUGCGGAACCUUUCCUUACACCUGAUGACCUGAGGAAGAAGACAAAGGGUGAGAGUGUGACCCUGGACACCAUGGAGACAGAAAAUUGCCUCUGCAAUGAAGUGACCGCAGGGGACCAGGUUCAGAACCAGAAGGAUCAGUCCUCCAAGCAGCCGUGCAAAGCUGGCGCCGACCAACAAAUCCCGUUCCGCAGGUCUGUCUGUUCCCCCAUCUUCAUGUGGAGCCUCAUCACUAUGGGCAUAACGCAGCUGCGUCUCAUCUUCUACAUGGGGGCCAUGAAUAAGAUGCUGGAGUUCCAGGUCACCCACGGCAACUCCUCAGAGGAACUGUUAACAGAAGCAAAACAUAAAGUGGACUUCUACGCCUCCAUUUUUGGCGCUCUGCAGCUGCUCUGUUUGUUCACGUGCCCCCUCAUCGGCUACAUCAUGGACUGGAAGAUGAAGGAGUGCGAGUCAGAUGAGAGGGUCUGCAAGGAGCAGGACAGAUCUCCGAAGAAAAGUGCAAAGAUCCAGAAACUCAGCAACACAAUAAGAGCCUUCAGCUUCACAAACCUGCUGCUGUUCGUCUUCGGCAUCACCUGCAUGAUAAACAACCUGCCUGUACAGAUCAUCUCCUUCAUCCUGCACACAGUGGUGCGAGGCUUCAUCCACUCUUGUUGCGGAGGCCUUUAUGCUGCCGUGUACCCCCCGAACCACUUUGGGACGCUGACGGGGCUGCAGUCCACCAUCAGCGCCAUCUUUGCCCUCUUGCAGCAGCCACUCUUCAUGCUCAUGUUGGGACCCCUGAGGGGAGACCCUCACUGGAUCAAUCUGCUGCUGCUCAUUUCCUCACUGGCUGGAUUCCUGUUGCCUGGGUACCUGUUUUAUCACCGUUGGAACCUCAUCCAAGAGAGGAGGAAGACAGAAAAGGUGGCAGAUGGCUGUUUAGAUAAGGAGAGUGAAGCUCUGGCCCACGGAAAAAGCAAUGGUGUUGCAUAUUAAAGCAGCAACCAUCUCACACGGGAAGCUUAGGAGGACAAACACAGACAUGAAUUGUUUAUGGCUUUAUUUAAAUGUCACCAAAGUUCUCAUUAUGGUUUAUCUUUGCAACUGUAGCAAAUUACCGGUGUAAAUGUUCAAUUGAAUUUGGCGUCACUU
Messenger RNA from Scleropages formosus (Asian bonytongue), 2017 nucleotides. Its product is annotated as large neutral amino acids transporter small subunit 3-like. The coding region runs from base 203 to 1861 and encodes 552 amino acids. Gene Ontology annotation, molecular function: L-amino acid transmembrane transporter activity; neutral L-amino acid transmembrane transporter activity. Lineage: Eukaryota; Metazoa; Chordata; Actinopteri; Osteoglossiformes; Osteoglossidae. The record is from RefSeq and is a predicted model, not a curated record. The transcript has 15 exons. Gene Ontology annotation, biological process: neutral amino acid transport; transmembrane transport.